Epinephelus moara (kelp grouper) is the source of this 5196-nucleotide messenger RNA. RefSeq names its product alpha-1,3-mannosyl-glycoprotein 4-beta-N-acetylglucosaminyltransferase C. Gene Ontology annotation, molecular function: acetylglucosaminyltransferase activity. Lineage: Eukaryota; Metazoa; Chordata; Actinopteri; Perciformes; Serranidae. The coding region runs from base 220 to 1722 and encodes 500 amino acids. The transcript is spliced from 6 exons. Gene Ontology annotation, biological process: protein N-linked glycosylation. The record is from RefSeq and is a predicted model, not a curated record.
GCGCGCAGCGUUGUGGAUGAACCGACUGGAGUAAAACUGAGAGGAUGUGGUGGCGACUGGCGAGGCUGUCACACGUGCACUUGUAUUGUCAUCGGGUGACUCCUGUUUUCCUCUCCGGUUACGCCGUGUCUGAUUUUCCGUUCCUUUUAAGUACAACAUCAUAACCCGCUGACAGUAACUGCGAGACACCGUGCUGAAGCCAACAGGCAGAAGGAGGCAAUGCGACGCCAUUCAAAGAAGAAGAAUGUUGUUUUGGCAGUGCUGCUUCUCGUUGGGGGACUGUACUUCAUCAGCCAUUCGGGCCUCCUUAUUGCUGAAACAAAGUAUACAGCCAAUUCAAACAAACAUGAAAGAGGAUUUUACCAGAAAGCUUCACUGCCCUUCUUUAGCUUUAAGUACAACACAUCAAAGAGCCUGACAAAACUGCAAGAAGAGAUACCAAAUGAGUUAAGUUGGCAAGCAGAGAGGCCAAUUAAGAAGGAUUCCUGGGUCGAUCAGGGAGAUUACCUGCCUCUCAAUGUGUCCUAUCAGCUGCUUGCUGGAACACCACCUGCACACCAGAGGUAUUUAUCUGUUGGAUUAUCAUCGGUGAAGAGGAAGAAGGGCAGCUAUCUAAUCCCCACCUUACAGUCCCUCUUCUCCCAGUCAUCUCCUGAAGAGCACUCCUCCAUGGUGGUGGUGGUGCUGCUGGCCGACUUCGAUGUCAGCUGGAGAGUCAGUACAGUGAAGGAGAUCAAAACUGCAUUUCCCUCUGAGCUGGAACAAGGCCAGCUACUGGUCCUCCAUGUUCCUCAGGAUGUGUACCCUUCUGUUACAGGUCUAAAGAGGAACUACAAUGAUGCUCCAGACAGGGUAUCAUUCCGCUCCAAGCAGAACCUGGAUUACUCCUUCCUGGUUCACUACAGUGCCGGUCUUGGCCGAUACUACCUCCAGCUGGAAGAUGACGUCUUCUGUGCAAAAAAUUUCCUGUCCACUAUCAAAAGGCAUGUUAAGGAGCAAGAGGCGAAGAAGACCACCUGGACAAUGCUGGAGUUCUCAGCCCUCGGCUACAUUGGGAAACUCUACAAAUCAGAAAAUCUUCCUCUUCUGGCUCGCUUUCUCUUCCUCUUCUACCAGGAAAUGCCCUGCGACUGGUUGAUGUCUCACUUCAGAGUGUUGCUUACUCAGAAAGAGCCAAUCAUCUUCAAACCCUCGCUAUUCCAACACAUGGGGACUUUCUCCUCAUUCAAAGGGACAUACAACAAGCUUAAGGACAAGGACUUUGAGGAGGACUUCUAUAGCAAUCCCUCAGCUGUGGUUUAUUCUAAUAUGUCCACUUACAAGGAACAUGUCCCCAAACUGGCGUGGGAUGCUGGAGAGGGAUAUUUCUGGGGACGCUCCCCGGAAAGUGGAAAUCACCUGACUGUGGUAUUCAGAGACCCUACAGUAGUGACAGGGAUACUUGUAGAAACGGGGUCAGGUGGCAAAGACCUCCUAGAGUCAGCUCAGGUAGAGAUAGGUCAUGACGUGAUUACCACGGAGAAACAGGAAUUGUGUUGUAAAGAGUUCCAGUCAGUGGGGACAUUAGAGAAUGGGAGGUUUGAGAUGCAAGAGGUGGACAAAAGGUAUAGCUCUGCCUCUUCCUGUCUGAGGAUAAAAAUCACAGCUGGACAGAAGGAUUGGGUGAUCAUUAAAAAAAUCAGGAUCACAACAAAGCUGAGUACACCUCCACACCCAGCUUAGGAGUGAAACUUUCCUGCUAGAUGAAGAAUUUGUCUUUAUUUGAUCUGCUGAACCUUAAAUGCAGACCGAAUGUAUGACUUUGUGCCUUGGUAAACAGUGUCAUUGAUGAAACAACAACCCAGUCCUUAAUGAACUGGUUUGAAGCAUCUGUCAAUAUGAACAUGUUUGAUGAUAAGCUUUGUGAUAACUUAUCACAUCUCUUCAACAUGAGGAAAUUUGCAAUGAUAAAAGUUCAUAUCAGCUACAGUAAAAGCAGGCAACUCCAGGGGCCAGAUGUAUGAACAACGUGUAUGCACCAAACUAUGCUUACCGGUAUUCCCAUGCAUAAGCUGGUAUUUAUGAAGGAAGAAUUUGCAGUGAGAAUGUGCAUAGCUCCUUCAAAGAGUGAUAUAGUGAAGUGGAAAUGAAAAAUGAGGCACAGAAUGUAACAUACAACAAAAUAGCCAGUUUCACAGAGUUUGAUUGCUUAUCAUAUUUUUUGCUAUUCUCACACGCGCGCACGCACACACACACACACACACACACACACACACAUCUAUAUUGAGAUGUAAAUGGUAAAUGGACUGCAUUUGUAUAGCGCCUGUCUAGUCAUCCGACCACUCAAAGCGCUUUUUACACUACGAGUCACAUUCACCCAUUCACACCCACAUUCAUACACUGGUGGCCGAGGCUACCAUUAAGGUGCCACCUGCCACUAACAACACUUUAACACACUACACACCGCUGGAAGCAUCAUUGGGGGCAAUUUGGGGUUCAGUAUCUUGCUCAAGGAUACUUCGACAUGCAGACUGGAGGAGCCGGGGAUAGAACCGCUGAUCUUCCGAUUGGUGGACGACCUGCUCUACCUCUGAUGGACAAUUUACCGUUUUCAAACUGCACUGUAAAUAGUUUAAUUAGUGUACUGCAUUUUUCUACAUUUUCAGACCUUUAUAUUGUUUGACAUUUGUUUUUUCAUUUUAUCUUUAUAAUAUAUAUAUAUUUUUUUAUUCUCUGUGAACUGCUUGGAUAUCACUGUUAAAUAAUUGCUGUUUUCAGACCUUUAAUGAAGUCUGAAACAUCACUGUUGAUAGUUUAUAGAGAAAGUGAAGUUGACGUCAGGCUGUAUUAAAUGUUUUGGACAGGGGUACCGUCUUGUGAGAAUUGCACUGUUACCUGUACCUGCUACAGUGGUCAAGCAGGUAUUUGGACAAACCAUAGACUGUAAAAAAGUUAGGUAUUUUGGCCAUCCCGUAACCUCAAGCCUCAAUAAAAUGUAAAGGGGUGAGUCAUAAGAAAAUUCCCCUACGAUGCAGUUGUCAUGAAUUUUGAAAUUGGCUUUAGAGACUAAAACUGUUUUUUGUACCAGGCCAUAAACAUGUUUAUUUCUGCUGUAAAGUUGGGCAUUUUAACAUGGCGGUCCAUUGGGAUUAUCUCACUUUUUGGAGCCAGCCUCAAGAGACCGUUAGAGGAACUGCAGGAACUUUUUGGCACUUUGAUGUUGGCUUAUUUUUCAGUUCCAGAGGUUGCCACUUGGGACAAACUCAUCAGGAUAAACAACAUAGAACCAUAUGACUUGGCAGCCCAACACUGCAGCCCCUAUUGCACUACCUCCACUCACAUACACAGACAUUGUAAACUAUCUCAUUUUUGGACUGAGUGCACAUAGUUUGGUACAAGAGAUAACAGGAUGAGUACCUCACAUGAUGGCAACCCUGUCCUACUUGAUGUGAUGUACCUGUCCAUUCUCUAUAGAUGAUUAGUAACUAACCCUGUGGGUGCUAUAAAUAACUGCAGCUGUGCAUAAUAUUGGUACAAAAGGAUGGCUGCUCUGGUGCGGGAGGACCUUUCCGACUGUGACCCCCUUUAUACCUUGCACUUAAAUGUGGCUUGUAUCCAGCUUGUACCUAGAUAUGAUUUAACCUGAUUACAUUUACACUUGGUAUUAAUAUGUGUCUUCGGUGUCCACAUUGAGAUCCAAUCGCUGUGUUCAGUUCAAACAACUGAAUGGUUGUAGCCGUUCCCACCAUUUGCUUAGUCAGUUGCGAUAUGAAAUGCCACAUUUUGCUUGUAUACUUUCGUCGGACCAAACAGAAAGCAGACACUUAUCUCGUCCUGACUCCUUCCACAAGUGUCUUAAAGGUUUAGUGUAGUGUGUCGAAUUUAGUGGCAUCUAGUUGUGAGGUUGCAGAUUGAGACUACUGAAAACUUCAAAGUGUGUGGGAGAACUACAGUGGCCAAUGGAAAACAUUGUAUUGCUAGUAGCUUAGCUCCCUAACUGGCUAAUGGCAGGUACAUCACUGGUAUGGUACAGUCACACGCAUUUUCUGUUUGUAUUUACGGCCAUCUAGUUGUUGUGUGUGGAUUGAAAACACGAUGGCAUUUACACUUGUGUUCAAUGUGUUAACAAUCAGUCAAACCACCUCUGGAGGUGGUUUGACUGAUUGGAUCACAAGCCACCCUUAGUGUAUUUUGGGUGCGUUUACACCUGAAUUUUCAUGUGGUCAGCCACUAUUGGACAUCAGUCUGAUCACCCAAAGUCUAUUUUAAUGCAAGGCAUAAGGGGAUCUUCAAGAUGAGAACAAGUAUUUAGAGAUUGUUCUGAUUUUCUGGCUCAUGCUUCAGGCAUCUAAGGGAUCCAAUGGUCCAGCCGGACCCAGAGAAACCAUGCAGUUUCUACAGGAUCAGUCUUCAGGUUUCUAAAACUCUUGGGUUCCUUGCAACAGACACAUUUCAUGGGUAUCUGGCAGGCAGGUCUGGAAUAUCUCAGACAACAUUAAGCCAUGUCAUGCCCAUCAUGUGUGUUCUGGCCUCUGUUGCUAGCCAGGAAUGCACUGUCCUUCUCACAUGCUAACAGAAUCUGGAGCCUGCCUCCCUGGGAUUGGUCCCUACUGUUGGAGAUUUUCCUGUUCAGAGGGGUUUGGCCUUUCCAGACUUGCUCCAUUCGGGCCAUGACCUUUUCCCCUCGCUCUGAAAUCACCAGUCCAGUCCACCUAACCAGUGGUUGUCUUCUCUAAUCACUGAGAUUGAAACAACAUUGAACAUUCACAAACAAACUGAACAUUUCACCACUGUGCCUCUUAAGAGAUAUUGGUAACUGGGAUGCUCUGUACUUGAUCUUGUGUUUGGAUUUUGCAAUAUAACAGGCUAUUAACAAAGAGACCAGUUCUGUGAUUUUGGGACUAGGCAGGGAUUAGUUUGUUUUUGUUUGUUUGCAUUUUUUGUGUGUUCUUAUAUGAACAGUUUUCAUUGCUCCUUGAUACAGGCAGGUACUUUUUUUGCUUGUAUUUUCUUUGUUUUUUUGUUUUUUUUGCCAGCUAAAGAGAAAUAAAAUUUAGUUAGUGGAGAUUGUUUUAUUCUUUAAGUGGUUCAGCGCCAUUCGCUGCCGUUUUCUUUAUGUGCCAGCCUCAGUUGAUUUAUCUGUGAUUGUGCUCUUGUCUUAUAUUUCGUCACUUAUUUUUUGUGCACCUUUGACAAUAAAUGACAAUCUACACCUGA